Molecule: messenger RNA, 1185 nt
Organism: Teleopsis dalmanni
Lineage: Eukaryota; Metazoa; Arthropoda; Insecta; Diptera; Diopsidae
Product: proline-rich protein 4-like
Exons: 3
Coding region: 1-1185 (394 amino acids)
Source: RefSeq, a predicted model, not a curated record
AUGCAUGAACAAUCAGAUACAAGAACAACAUUGCCCCUAGCACUUGUGCUACUUCUAGCCAUCACACACACUCAAGCCGAAGCCGAAAAAGAGCCUACAGGUGCUGAGUCAAAGUCAGUAGAGCCUGCUGUAGAAACAGCAGCAGCUGAAGACAAAAAAGCCGAUGAUACCGAAACUACAAAAACGAAACGUGGUUUACACCACUACGAGGACUACCACCAUCAUCACCAUUUACCCAUACAUGAGGAAAAAACUUUAACUGUUAUCAAGAAAAUUCCAGUGCCUGUACCAAUUGAGAAGCAUGUUCACGUACCAGUUGAAAAACAUGUUCAUGUACCAAUCAAAGUAAAGGUGCCAAAACCAUAUCCAGUUGUUAAACAUAUACCAUAUGAGGUUAAGGAAAUUGUGAAAGUACCACAUGAAGUUCCAGCACCAUAUCCAGUUGAAAAGAAAAUACCCUAUCCAGUACAUGUACCUUAUGAUCGUCCAGUACCAGUAAAAGUUUAUGUUCCUCAACCUUAUCCAGUUGAGAAGAAAGUACAUGUUCCAGUCAAAGUACAUGUUCCAGCACCAUAUCCAGUCGAAAAGAAAGUACAUGUACCAGUAAAAGUACAUGUACCAGUAGAAAAACCAUAUCCAGUUGAAAAGAUUGUACACUAUCCAGUCAAAGUACCAGUUGAGAAACCAGUACCAUAUCAUGUAGACAAACCAGUACCUUAUCAUGUUGAAAAACCUGUACCAGUACCAGUUAUCAAAAAAGUGCCUGUACCUGUAAAGGUACCCUACGAACGUCCAGUACCAGUACAUGUCGAGAAGCCAGUACCUUAUGAAGUUAAAGUACAUGUACCUGCACCAUAUCCAGUUAUCAAGGAAAUACCAGUAAAAAUUGAGAAACAUGUACCAUACCCAGUUAAAGUACCCGUUGCUAAGCAUGUACCCGUGCACAUUGAAAAACAUGUACCCGAAUAUCACGAGAAACACAUCUCAUACAAAGAGCCAGAAUUUGUACAUAAGGAAAUAGAAGAACACCACCAUGUGCCCAUACAUCAUGAAGAACACCAUGAACAACAUUACGAACAUCACGGCUACGAAGUCAAUAUGACAGAAGUGACUACUUUUGCAGAAAUUGUGGUAUUUAAUAGAGAAGUUUCAAAUAGUAGUGAGCUAAAACAAAUUGAAAUUUAA